AUUUUCACAAAGUGAAUAGGACCUAUAAAGUACGUUGUUGUUUGGCGAGUGUUUCAUCAGCCAUUAAGGCCAAAAACACUUAAGUUCUUUACUAUCAUUUUCUGAGGAAGUAAAACAGAAGUAACAGUCGAAAUGGCCGACGCACAGUUUGAAAAACUUGAAGCCGGUUUUAAAGGAUUAAGCGGGAACCUCGACCAAAUGUUUUUGGUGAUCAUGGGAUGCUGUAUAUUUUGUAAGUAUAACUUCCCUUUUCACAAAUAUGGUCCUGGUGAUAUCCCUCCUACUGUUAUUUGUGGCAGACCUUUAACUCUUUCUCUUGGGCGUUAUGAUUAAUUUUAUUAUAUUUCGCUAUGCGUGCGGACAAUCUCGAUUAACCCAAAAUUCAACAUGAAUUAUAAAAUAUUCAAAUAGUACGCGCGCUCUGAUUGGCCAUAAAACCAUUUUACAUGAGCGUAUGUAAACACGGUUUUCGUUCCUCUUUCAUUAGUUAUUUAAUAAAAGAAAUGUAAAAUGGUUUCUGUGUUUACAUAGCCUGAUUUAAACACUUGGGAGGUAGGGAGAACACUUGAUAAGCUGGAAACCACUCCGCUUCGCGUCGUGGUUUCCUACGCUUAUCUCGUGUUCUCCCAACUCCCGCGUGUUUACAUCAGGCUAUGUAAACACGGAAACCAUUUUACAUUUCUUCAUUUUUUAACAGUGGUGAGUGGUUAUUCUAGUGAGACCGUCUGGUUAUUAAUGUGUCACCAAGAAACAUAUCUUCAUUUUUUUUUCUUUUUCAAUGUACACUUUUCAACGACGUAAACCCACCUAAGCAAAUAAUCUUUCGGUACUUUAUUUUGGCAGUUACCAAUUUUAAAAUUUGCGAUGGUUUCACUCCGAAUAAUCACGAAAAGGUAAUUUUUGUCGGUUUUGAUGUAAAACUCCAGCUUAUUGUAAUAAUAAGUUAAGGCGCUUAAAUUUAGAUAGUAUGGAAAUAUGUUACUUGUUUGUACACCCAUGUAUGGUUACCCUGUGUCUCUUUUUGCCCCCGCAAUAUCUGAUGGUUACCAUGUGAACACUGUAUUCAUUACAUUUUACAUUGCCAUAACCUGGAGUUACGACUACGCUGACGUUUAUCUAAUCAAUAGUCCAGAAUCGCGAUCUCCCAUUCCGCGCUUCUGUGUCACUGUUUUACAGUAAGAUCAGUGUCACCCCUAAAAUCUCUGCUCUGAUUGGCUGCGAGCUUGAGCAACUCAGCACGAAACAACAAAUAGCAACAAUUUUGUUUUCCUCAAGCUAAAGCCUAAACUUUCGAACUUUCAUUUUAACUUCAAAGACGACCCGCUUAGUGAACAAAUAAACAAUACUACUUUUGUUUUUGCUUUGACCUGUUCUGUUUUUUAUGAAUCAACAACUCAUAUUUAUUUUAAAUGUGAAUAUAUGAAAAUCAUAAAGUGAAAAUUGAAUAAUCACGUCUAAUUACUUAUUUUGUUGGAUACGUUUGGUGUAAUAUGUUUUUCAUGAUUCGUGAACUUCACGAAAUUGAAUUUAACUUAGUGCGGCAGUCACGAGGCUUGCGACCAACAACUUAGGAUCAAAACAUUGACAUUUCUACUGUAACACGUCAAUUGCAUAUGGCUCCAGUCCUAUUUAGUUCACAGCUAAGGUUUGCCAAGAUGUCGUUGAAACAAAACGGUGGCUUCCUUUCCUCAUGUACAUCGCUGUAUCGCACGUGUCACAAAUAUAAAUCAAAACCCGUUUACCCCUCAGAGCACGUAAGCAAGGACGUAAUGAAGUACGAGACACUCUUACUUAAGAACUGUACGAACAGUGAAGCUCAUAUUCAGAGUUGGAAUGAUAAGGUAAUAUGUUUCUUUCGGUCUAACCUAAAAUCAUUUGGGCUUGAGAUUAUGUUAGUGCGACGAAACUGUUUUCGCUUUGAAACAGAGGAAAAGUUGAAAACUGAUGUUUAUCUCAAGAAACUAUAUCGUCACUUUGAUGAACGCCACGCACAUCUCAUUGGACAAUGACGACAUAGUCCGAGUUCAAAGUCCAAUCAAUUGGGCAAUUGUCCUCUUGAGACUUAAAAUCUGAAAUAUCUACUUCGCACUUUGGAAAAUCGACCCGAAGAUUAUCGGUCAUCAUAUGCGAUCAUCUCGGAAAUGAUGGAAAUGGACUCACGUACACAACGAGAUGAACAAAACUUCUGUUUGCCGAGCGAGAGUGAUUGCGAGACUUUUGAUGAGAAAGGAUUUUUUAAGAUUCUAUCAAAUAAACUCGUUUCCGCAAGAAAGAUUUUGCCACAAGAAUCAUUUGGAAAGGAAAGGGUCUUAGAACUUCGAAUUGGUCUAUGAAAAUGUUUAUGGUAGUUGGGAGGGUGUAUUUCAAUCGUCAAAACUACAUGAAUGGAUUAACUUUUAAAAUCAUUUUAACUUCAAAGACAACCCGCUUAGUGAACAAAUGAACAAUACUGCUUUUGUUUUUGCUUUGACCUGUUCUGUUUUGUUAAGUUUUCUAUUUUUUUCGACUGGGUGUUCUUCGUUUUUCAUGGACUUUGCUCGUCGUUCAUACUAUCAUAACCAAACAAUUCUUCCAUAAAUAUCACGAGACACCUUAUUUGCAAAACAAAGAGGAAGAAAAAGAGCUCACGUAGAAAAUUACCAUUUUAUGAAAUGAGUCACCAGUGUUUCAUCGUGUUCUAAAUGCGUCCACUCCCGAGAGACUGCCCGUUUUAAUUACCCUUUAAAAAAUUACAUUCCACAUUCAAUUCUCUUAUUUGACUUCACGGCCUCCACUCUCUCUUUGAAGUCGUUUGCUCGCUGCCACUGAAUAAAGCAAAAUGAGCUUUGCCAGCGCAACUGAGUUUCUAGAGGUCAAGAAGACUUUAGCCGUGUUACAAGGGAACAUAGAUCAGCAAUUUUUGCUUUUAAUGGGAUGCCUCAUCUUUUGUAAGUUCUCGAAAAUUGUCUAAUAAUGGAGGUGUUUACAUGGACCUCCACAGUCACUGUGAUUUAAUACAUGUUAUUUUAUUUCAUUCCAUAUUUGUGAUAGCAUUGUGAAAACAACUUACAUUUCUCAUUGCAGUUUUUCAGUCCCCUAUUCAAACUCAACAGUUGCAAUUCUAUCGGGUCAAACAUUUUCACAAACUAACGCAGAAACGAGCGCAUCUAUUCAUUUAAUAAACUAGUCAUGCACAAUAACAUUGGGACAUAGAAGAGAAUUAUCCAAAAUUUUCUUGGUCGGUUCUUUGAGUGAUUCCUAUUUCCUAUAUGUUUUCUGCGGAAACAGCUUCAAGCAUCCAAUCCGCGCUUGGUAGAGAAAAUACCAAAUGACGUUGCUAACAACAAGAAAGGAGCUCGGUUAAAGUAGCUUCAAGUAAAACACUCAAGUGUGGGUGUUUUACUUGAAGCUACUUUAACCUCAAAACCGUAAACAGCUACAAAGAACCUGUACCAUUUCUGCGACUUUUGCUGACUUAUAAUGUUUUUUUUUAUGCGAGCAAUGCGCCUAAAAGAACUAGCAAUGCAAUUUUGUUUGGAAAUAAUUACAGAAUGCAGAGCCACAAAGGUCUCUCUUGCCGGUAUGCUUUGACAAGUUUAAGAAUAACAAAGGAAUAAUAAUAAAAGGAAUAUGUGGUCCUGUAUUGUGUAGUUAUUAAUUUUUGGUAUAAAAUAUUCAGGUUAUUGAAUUCAUGUCAAUAUUUUGCAGUUAUGCAGGCAGGAUUUGCUUUCCUCGAGGCCGGAUCAGUGCGAUCGAAGAACACGACGAACAUCCUAAUAAAGAAUUUCUUGGAUGUGUGUAAGUAUGGAUUACACGAAGCCUCCCGUGAAAGAAUGAAAGUAAUGAUUUAUAAGCAUUAGUAUUAGUGCCCUUUACGUCUAAUUAGCAAUUGCGAAUCAUUUGAUUGUCUUUGAAACCGUGAUGGAUUAACUUUCAGUUCUAUAGGCAGACAGCCAAGUCCUUAGCUUUCUCUCUAUGUAAGGGUAAGUUUCUCUCGAUCAAGUCGAGGUUUUCAAGGGGGCCAAGUUACACUAAGUUAUAGAGUUUCCUCUUGCCUGUGUCUUACCAGAGACCGAAAAUGCAGUCGAAAGAAAACAGUCAAUUCUGUUGUUGGAAAAAAGCUGAAAGCACAUAGUUUUAAUUUAUGCCAUUUCAUAUCCUUGCCAAUGCUCGCGAAACUGGGUAGUAUUGUAAUUAUUUUUUCAGUUGAGGCGUUGUAAUCAAAACUCCGACUUGCACCCUCUAACUCUGGUGUUUUCUCACACAGUUAUCGGUGCAGUGGCUUACUGGCUGUUCGGUUACGCGUUUGCGUUUGGUGCGGAAAGCAAUGGCUUUAUUGGACACAAGUAUUUCGCGCUGGCAGAUUUACCAGCUGACAAAUACUCUAAUUGGUUUUUCCAUUUCGUUUUCGCCGCCACAGCAGCAACGAUUGUCAGCGGUGCCAUGGCGGAAAGGACGGAGUUUAAGGCGUAUCUCGUCUACUCCGUAUUUUUGACCGGUAAAGUAAACAUCGCUUUAUAUUGAACUGUUCUAUGGCAUUAGCGCAUAUGAAAAUAAACAGAUAAAAAAACUAUAUCGGCCAUGUAAUCUCCACUACACAAUUUUCGUCCACAAAAGACAGCAACAAACACUUUUAUCCCCUUCAUUUAUUUAUUUUUUAUUUUUUUAAAACUGAGAAGUACAAAUAGGAAGACCUCAGAAACAAGAUAAUACAAUGAAGAGGUUUCGAGGCUAGUUAAAUACAAACGGCCACCUUGUUUUCCUCUUUGACAGCCUGUCGCUUUGUUGCGGGUUCUGUUGGUUGAUGGAGCUCACGCCCUACUUUCAGGGCUUUGUAUGCAAAAGUAUGCACGCAAAAGAGUGCGCAGCGCAAUACAAAGGAAUUACUUCAUGUAAGGAGCCUCACAUUUUCUGCCUUCGCGCAUUAGUGCUCUGCCUUUUUUUUUUGAAAAUUUUUGGUUUUUCUGAUGGGUAGAACUAUUCCUUCAUCAGCACAUCAUGUAUUGGGUAUGUGAUUCCACCCCUAGCUUUAACAGUGGUAUCUAGAAAGACUCAAAUCAAUACAAAAACUCUCUCUUACAGGUUUUGUGUACCCAGUAGUCACUCACUGGGCUUGGGAUGGAAAUGGUUGGCUGGCCACUGGUUUGCAGUACACUAAAGACAAUAUAACAAUGUCUGUUACAUACCAGGUAAAACGUCAUAAAUUUUGUGUAAUUGUCUUUUAAGUUCAACUAUUAACCAAAACAUUGGAAAAAAAACCUCUACCUAAAGAAAAAAGAAAAAAUUGGAGUUUCCUUUUUCAAAGAACCAGCUGGUUUUACUGCUCUGAAACUAAGGGGUGUUGAAAAUUUCCAAAACUGACAAAACUGGUUCUCGCAAGAGAUUACCAGUUUAUAGAAUCUUGGGUCUGGCUGGUGAACUGGUCUGUCCUGUAAAUAAAGCCAGUCAGCGAGGAAACUUUAGAGAAGAUUCAUUUUGCACGUAAAGAAACUGCAAACUGCAACCUCGGGGAAUGACUUAUUUCAUAGGGUUUGGAUAGCAGCAGAUAUGUCACGAAUUUAAGAAAAUAUACGAUAUUUUUUAAAAACAUGUUUCGACAGUCCUUCUGUCAUCUUCAGUUCUGAUUUAUACAAAGUACAAAGUUGAACUUAAAGUGUGUAACAAAAUGCUCAUUAGAAAAAACAAAAAAUGGAACAAAUCGAACAAUAAAACAAUAGAACAGUGUCGCACUCUAUUUUAAAUUAACAUUUUACACCCUAACAUUAGUAUGCAUAUUCUCCAUACUGUUCAUCACACACUUCUUAAGGUGCUGACAAGGAGAAUUUGUUUAACAAUCGAGGGAUUCUUUAGUUGGUGAUCAUUUCCUUUAUUCUUGUGACCUUUAUGUGUGAUUCAGGGGAGUCAUUGUAAGGAGAGAUUAAAUGUUAGUCACUCUUAAGGCUCAAAGGGUUAAAUAGAGUACGACAUUGUUGAGAAUUUUGUAAAUGUCUGAAAAUGUGAGAGGUCCUAUCACUGCUCACGUGUGGAUAAAUGCCGUGAGGUUUCGCCGAUAUAACAGGCAUUACAGCCCGCACACAAAACUUGUAAACCACACACGCAUGGAGCCCACAAGGGUUAGGGUCUUUAACACCAACAUAUUACCUAUUUUAAAAGAUGAAAAGACCAACUUGAUAUCUAUGUUAUAACAAUAACGAUCAGCAAAGUGGCGAACCCUUUUUUGUGUGACAACAGAAAAAGGGCCAAUGUAAGGUAAUUUGAAAUAAAAGGUCGGAAACCGGGGGAGUGCACUCGUUACGGGUUAGCGUGAGGUACCGACUGACAACCUUUUCAAUUAGAUGGGCUGGAAAAAGAUUUUUUUUAAGGAUUUCAGUAAGUUUCUUGGUAUCUUCGUGGAAACCCAACCAUGAGUUGUUGAUCUUGUAGGCUCUAUCUACAAGAGUGCGAAUGAGAUCCAGUUUAUAAGAAUAAGAUACAAAGUUUAAAUAAUUAGUCGGCAGGCCCGUGAAGGUUUUCUCACUGUAAACACUUGUAACAGGAAAAUGGGUGUCAUUGUUGAUUAAAACAUUUAGAAAUGGUAUUUUAUGAUAUAUCUCUUUUUCCUUAGGGCCCUAGCAAAUGGCUUCAACAUUUGCUUCAACAUCCGUUCGAUUUUGUUGAACGCUGUUGAAAGGUUGUUGAAUGAUGUUGAACGGUGGGAUGGCAAACGGUUUCAACAUUUUAUUCAACAAAACUUCGCGAGUGGCCUGGUAAUUAGUUUCAGGCCCCAGAUCUACGCCCGAGACGCAUGCAAGGCGCCAUAGCAGUUUUUGUAGCUUUCGAAGUUUUGAAUGGUAAAAAACCAGGUCGAUCUCUUCUGCAAAAUCGUCUGGCGUAUCAUAGUCCUCCAUUGUAGGAUCAGCUGAUCGAAAUACUAUCGCCCAGACGUACUACAGCCACGCACAAAAUUGUUUUGCGUUGCUACCGUCUAUGCAUCCAUGGUGACCAUGGUUACGUCUUCUUAAUUGCGCAUGUGCUUGCUCAACAAUGUUGAAAGAGCAGGGCAAACGACUUCAACUCCGCUUCAACAUUCCGAACAUUCCAGAGAACAAAAGAAAUGUUGAACGGAUGUUGAAGUAAAGUUUAAAGGCUUUUAACUCUUUCAACAUCGAUUCAACUUCGCUUCAACACGUUUCAACACGGCGGAAAGGGGGUGGCAAACGCUUUCAACAUUGCCAUUCAACAAAAUCGAAAGGAUGUUGAAGCAAAUGUUGAAGCCGUUUGCUAGGGCCUUUAGUGAACCUAAUAUUGGAGUGCCUGGAGUUUAUGUCAUUGAAAAAUAAUUGCGCAUCAUUUCAUCCUUUUUAUUUUCCUUGUACACUCUUGUAGUGACUGUUGUUACUGUUAGUGUUUCUGUUACACUUUCGUUUUCUUUUAUAGGACUUUGCUGGUAGUGGGGUUGUUCAUGUUGUUGGUGGUGCUGUGGCGUUGGUUGGAGCAGGUCUUGUGGGGCCAAGAAUAGGAAGAUUCGUUCAUGGUGUCCCUGUAGUGAUAUCAGGCCAUACAGUGCCGGUGAAGUAACUUAAUUUGUUAUUUAUAAUUAGGAGAUUUAAUAUCUAUACGAUUGUAUUUGCACGAAAUGAGGAAUUCUUGCUGCUAAUAUCGUUAAGCUGGUUGCGCUUAAACUGAACUAGAAUUAAUCUCAAGUCGUUUUAUCGCUUAUCAUUGGUCAUUUGUUACCUUGUGACUGGAGACGUCCGUUCAAGUCUUAUCCUUAGGGAUAGUAGCUAAAUGUGUAGGGUGUAAGACCAAGGCUUUAGGACGUUAUCAGUGCAGUGCAACUGAUGCCCCUUUCUUUUUCAUCAGGUCUGAGCCACGAGUGAAUUAAUCGUUUAUUUUUACACUAUUCAGAAAGCAGCUUUGGGAGGAUUCAUCCUGUUCUUUGGUUUUCUGGCAUUCAAUGGUGGCUCCCAGGCAGCCAUUGCAAAUGAGGGUGAUGCAAAUGCUGUAGCAUUGGCCAUUGUCAACACUAUCCUUGGAGGUGAGUCCCCUGUACUUAAUCGUUAAAAUCAUAGCCCAUCAUUGAGACAGUUUUGGUGAGUGUCGGAAGUAAUCGUUAAUAGUUUUCUCAAAGACAAAAAAAACAUGAAACAAAAUAAAUAAAACAAGAAUCGACUCGCGCCAUCCACCCAGUCAGUCCGACUCGAAAGCAAAAUUAAAUCGUGAGGCUGCGAUCAAUGGUAUUCCGUACUUGCUGUCAGCAUAAAGCAAACUUCCGCCAUAAGCUUUAGACUAAGCGGAAAGGAAGUUUGUAACGUUAGCAAAAUAACGUACAUCUUACGAAGAAUGCACACUACCACCCGCAUACGUCAACAACAACUGUUGCACGACAAGCGACAAGUCACAAUCUGUAACAUACAAGAAUAGUGAAUUAAUCUUAUUUAUUCGAUUUUUUUUCAGGAGCUGCAGGUGCGCUAACUGCCAUGCUCAUCAAACGUCUAGGAUUUGCAGACAAGUACUGGAGCUUACUAUUCACGAUCAAUGGUGGACUUACAGGAAUGGUAAGUUAAAAAUGUUCAGAGUUGCCAUAUAAAACGGCUAUGGAAGACAUUCCACGAGUUUUAAGUCCACUAGCAAACUCAAAACCAUCCUUGUUCCUUUUGGUUCCUCGACCUCAGCCAACUAACUCUAAAGAAGCUUCAGUUUAUGAAGCCUCCUUCACCUCUGUUGAUUUGUCCCGACAUGUAACGCUUUCUCACCCCCUCCAGAAAGCGCGAGGGGAGACGGAAUAAAGCAAAGGCCGUUAUGGAGACAACAGCUCUUGUCUUGAAGAAAAAAAAAAAACAAGAUAUUCCUUAAACAGCUUUACACUUGACCUAAAUGAGGUUGUUAUUUUUCAGGUUGCCAUGUGCGCAGGUUGUAAUGUCGUGCAUCCCUAUGCUGCUGUUGUUAUUGGUAUCAUCGCUGGGAUGGCGUACGUGGCUUGGAGUACUGUCAUGCUUCGUGUAAAGAUUGAUGACCCCCUAGAUGCUGUCGCUGGUAAGUGACAUGGAAGAACCAAACGUAACCUUAAGUGAAUGUUAACUGCUCUAAACCGCUUUUAACAUAGCCUAAUCUUUGAACGAUGGAAGGAAAAGGGAGAUGAGUUGCACAUUAAUUCACCACUGAAAGAAUGUCCUAAACAUCUCUUAUACAGAGUGUAAAUGAAGCGGUCACUUCUCUAAUGAAAGCGAAUGUGCAACUCCGUCGAUUGAUAAAUACAAUCUAUUCAUAUAUUUAUUUGAUAUAAUUCGGAUUUCAGUGCUCAUGUUUGAGACGUUGUUUUUGUGCUUUUCCUAUCUCUUUUCAGUUCAUCUCGGAGGUGGUUUUUGGGGUGUACUGUCUGUUCCCAUCUUCAACAAGGAAUCUGGAAUAUUUUACGCCGCAGACGAACAUUCAUUCCGUUUGUUUGGUUGGAACUUGCUAGGAGUAAUUGUCAUCUUGGCUUGGUCCUCAGUACUGGCUUUCAUCCUUUUUAUUAUUUUGCGCCUCACAAAACAGCUUCGAGUCAGCGAAGAAAUCGAGUUGAAAGGUGAGAAGCUUGAGUGUAAAUUUUUUAGAAUGGGGAUUGGGGCCGAGAGAGGAUUUGCUAGGUGGUUUAUGCUGGCAUUAUUACUAUUCUUACUAUCAAAAAGAUAUUCCUAAGUAAGACUUUAGAUUCUUCAAAUCGAUAUUUGAUAAUAGUAAUCGGAUGAAAGUCACAAAGCGAAAAACAUUUCCUUGAUGCAGGUCUUGAUAUUCCGAAACACGGUGAGCCCGCAUAUCCACUGGAUAGCUACGGAGACGGCUGGUCCUCAUCUACAUCAGCAAAGAGGCAAACCUUGCCGUUUACUCAGAGCCCUACUAUUCUGCCGAGCCAUGUUUCACUCCGAAAUGGCCAACAUCCAAAUGGCUCAAUCCACAACGGCCAAGCUUUCAAUCAAGUUCAGAAUGACCAGCUCACUGAUGUUGAAGAAAACGUAAUCCCCAAUCCAGCUGUUGAUGGCAACAAUUCAAGUCCAGUAGUAGACACAGCAUUUUAAUGACAACUUUGUAAAUGAGAAGCAGGUUGUAGAACAAAAAUCAAGUUUUGAGGUUCAUUUUUGGGAAAACUCGAGUUAAUAAGUAGGCACAGUUUUAAUAAUUUUUAAUUUGCAUUAUACUGACUAUAAAUAAAGUGGAUUUUUGAUGAUCGUUUUGACCAAACAUGAGUUCGCUGCCAAGCACGUUGAGAGUUUCCACUAUUGUAUUUGAUGCUUUUCAAGUUUGAAGUAUGAAACAAAGACAAAACAAAGAUGAAAAGAUCACAGAUGACACAAGAAUCGUUUAGGCAGAUCUGAGUACUUAGGAGGCGUUUUCAUAUUUUAACUUUUCAAGUUGGGGGCAAAUAAGUAACCUGACGAAGGUAGAUAGAAAUAUCGCAUCGUUAUGUUCAAAUGUGAGUGAAUUGCUUUGCACAGGGAGAAUUUUCGCUUUCAUGUUAAUUUUUUUGGCAACGAAAAAGAUUUGGAAUACAAAGAUCGACAUAAAGCUAGGCUCGGGGAAAGUUUAGUUUCCAUAUAUUUAUUCCUUAUUUGGAGAUUAUUUGACACACGUAGAUCACCUUCUUUUGGAUAAAAUCUGAGUUGGUUGCGAGGGAGGGGUGUUUUACGCUCUCUUAUGUACAUUUUUUUUAAAGUUGGAAGGAUUAUGUAGGUUUUUAGUUCAGAGCGAAGAUUUCCUUUUCAAACAGGACAACUGACUGCAGCACUAGUAAGUAUAACGUUAAACUUGUACAAAUGUAAAAAGGAGUGAGAAAAGAAAUAAACGGUAAAAGCUGUGUAAAAAGGAAGUUGGAUAGAAAUGUUUACUCAAUUUAUUGAAUAAUAAUUUAUUUAUUGAAUUUAUUUAUUUAAGUAAGCUAAACUCUCUAAGAUACCAGUAUUUGAAACACUUCACUGGGGUUGUCUUCUGCCUUGCUAUUAC
Messenger RNA from Pocillopora meandrina, 10938 nucleotides. NCBI's taxonomy places the organism in Eukaryota, Metazoa, Cnidaria, Anthozoa, Scleractinia, Pocilloporidae. The record is from the annotation of a GenBank genome assembly.